AUGUCGACGGAGACCGAACAACAACUGGCGCUGGCCGAACCAGCGCGCCCGACAUCGACCCAUUCGACGCCAAGACGAGCUUCUCAAGUGAUGGUUCCCCGUUCUGUGCAGUCCAGCCCUGGACGGCCCCUAGACCGUGGUUCCGACGCUCAAGCAGCACGUCUGCCGACGGAGUUGGCGCUGAGCCCUGCGGCUGCAAGCGCCCUUGGAAAACGUGAUCAUGUGGCGCUGCGAGAGUGGCGCGAGACGAGGGUCCCGGAUUCCGGUGCACCACAACGUCUUGGGCCUGCUCCUGGCACCCGUGUCUUCGGACCUGAGCUGCCAAUCACGCUGCACUCGACGUUCCAAGAUCCGCUUCCGCUGAUUCCACGGCGCACGAGUGAAAUCCCAGGAUCCGACGUAAACUGUCUUGCUGACGACGAAGCCCGAGCGUAUGGAGCCGAACAUCUGAGCCGCUGGAGCUCUCUUCCAGGAGAAGUCAUCUCUCCAGUCGACGUCGUCUACGACGAGGGAGAAGAAGAGUACGACAUGGAGGCUUAG
This is a messenger RNA of Phytophthora sojae, 540 nucleotides long. RefSeq lists its product as hypothetical. Bases 1 to 540 code for a protein of 179 amino acids. The transcript has a single exon. Lineage: Eukaryota; Oomycota; Peronosporomycetes; Peronosporales; Peronosporaceae. The record is from RefSeq and is a predicted model, not a curated record.